GACCAGAUUGAUACCCUGACUUCUGACCUACAGCUGGAGGAUGAGAUGACUGACAGCUCCAAAACGGACACCCUGAACAGUAGCUCAAGUGGGACAACAGCCUCCAGCAUAGAGAAGAUCAAAGUGCAGGCCAACGCCCCCCUCAUUAAACCCCCAGCCCACCCAUCUGCUAUCCUCACCGUCCUGAGAAAGCCAAACCCUCCCCCUCCCCCUCCACGGUUGACACCUGUGAAGUGUGAAGACCCACAAAGAGUGGUGCCCACUGUCAAUCCAGUAAAGACCAAUGGCACCCUUCUGCGAAACAGAGGCUUCCCAGGGGCACCAAACAAAAUUCCAAACGGAGACAUUUGCUGCAAACCCAGCAGUAACUUGGACAAGGCUCCAGUGCAGCCUCUGAUGCAUAGACCUGAAAAAGACAGGUGCCCCCAAGCAGGGCCUCGGGAGCGAGUUCGGUUUAAUGAAAAAGUCCAGUACCAUGGCUAUUGUCCUGACUGUGACACCCGGCAUCACAUAAAAAAUAGGGAGGUCCACUCACACAGCCAACCUGUCCACCCACCAGGAAAGCUUCCUCCCCACGGCCCUGCCCAGCCUCCUCCCCCUCAUCUCCCUCCUUUUCCACUAGAAAAUGGAGGGCUGGGAAUAAGCCACAGUAACAGCUUCCCCCCACUCAGACCUGCACCUGUGCCUCCUGCCACUGCACCAAAACCACAGAAGACGAUCUUGAGGAAAUCAACCACUACAACAGUGUGA
Molecule: messenger RNA, 750 nt
Organism: Lipotes vexillifer (Yangtze River dolphin)
Lineage: Eukaryota; Metazoa; Chordata; Mammalia; Artiodactyla; Lipotidae
Gene: PRR16
Product: proline rich 16
Exons: 1
Coding region: 46-750 (234 amino acids)
Biological process (GO): positive regulation of translation; positive regulation of cell size
Source: RefSeq, a predicted model, not a curated record